Neopelma chrysocephalum (saffron-crested tyrant-manakin) is the source of this 693-nucleotide messenger RNA. RefSeq names its product chromosome unknown C1orf158 homolog (gene CFAP107). The record is from RefSeq and is a predicted model, not a curated record. Lineage: Eukaryota; Metazoa; Chordata; Aves; Passeriformes; Pipridae.
AUGGUUCCAACAGCCAGGGAGGGUAGUGCUGGUGAGGCAAAGAACUAUGCAUCACAAAAAGGUGGAUGGGAUUGGUGGAAGAUUGAACCCAAACACUCCACUACAGUUCUCAUUGGAAACUGGCUGGAGAAGAGGACGAGAGGAAGACACUGUGAAACUCAGCAGCAGCUUCUACAGGAAGGUCUUUAUCUACUCACAGACCAAACACUGAGGAGAGCCACGAUGGAGAAAUUUGAGAGCCUGUCACUGCAGCAUUUCUUCACCCAUCACAAGGAACAAAGAAGCCAAAAUUUAGUAUUGGAGUGUGACAAUAACUGCAGUAAACAUGGUUAGCCUGUGCUGUCUCCCCUCCAGAGCUGGAGUGGAUGCAGGUUGGCCUGGAUACCUCAGAAGUCAGAUUUCCCCAUUCUCAAACCACCCACCAACUCUGGGCUUCUCGAGCACCUGAUGAGAAACUGCACAAGAAAGAAGCUAGUCCAGACCGGUGUCUGAACCAAUUCCUGUGAAAGCCCAACAAUUUCUGCUUUUGCUCCAUGUCAGCUGAGACAACCAGCUAAAAACUCAUGCUCUCCCUUCCAGCCAGGGACAUCUUCCCCAAAAUGCUGUAGAAUCCUGGACUGUAAAGGAGGUCAAUAUCUGUAAGGCUUUGGCCAACUGCUGAGAGACAGAACAGCCAGGGACAACGCUGUGUAA